AUGCCACACCUCCUCCCCUCGGUCCUCCUGCUCGUCCUCGUUGUCGUCCUCCCGGUCGCAUGUUCGCAGCCGUGCGGGCGCAAGUGCCGCUUCCGCCUCUGCCCGCCCGGCGGCGCCCCAACGCUAGGCCUGCCGCUGCUUUUGCGGCCGCCGCUCGUGGCCGCGCCGGGCCCGACGAUCUGCCGCGGGGCUGAGCGGCUGGGCUACGUUCUCCUUGUGGGCGAGGCGCUGAUCUCCGUCCCGGGGCGUCGCGCAGGGGUGCAAGCGAUCUCCGCGUGGCGCCCGGCGCGCGCGGCACAGGGCUUCAGCCGCUUCUUCUUCGGCGUGCGGCGCGUGCGCGCGCUAGGGCAGAGCGUGGUGGUGCGCGGGCGCGCGCGCGGGCGCGCGGCCGAGGCGCUGGACGGGGUGUGCGUGCGCGUGCCGGUGCACAGGUAUGAGGUGGUGCGCGGCGGGGGGAAGCGGGUGCGGGUGGAGACGCAGAGGCGGGGCGAGGACUGCGUGGCGUUCGUGGCGAGCGUGCCGCGGCUGCUGGUGGAGCUGAGCUGGGAGGGCCAGGGGGACGACCUCGACUUGGCCGUGGUGACGCCCAGCGGAGGCCUGCUGUCGCGGUUUAGGGAGGCGGAUGAGAGUGGGGGCCGGUUUGGAGGGGAUGUGGAGGCCGGGUGUCGGGGGAACGGGGUCGGGAACGAGGUGGUGAGCUGGGGGAGAGGAGCGCGCGUAGAGAGCGGGACGUACUUGGUGCAGGUGAGGUUGUUUGCGGUAUGUGGGGGAUCGCGGUGGACGUUGAGGGUGAGCGCGGGGGAUAGGGUCAAGGUGGUGAAGAGGGGGAGGAGCGGCGGGCAAGAGGUGGGGCUUCUGGGGGAGAUUCGGUUUGUGGUUUAGGGCGUCAGGGCGAGCGUAUCGUACUCUUUCUACGAGAAAGCAACAACGACUCCAGGGGGCGGGCUAUCUACUUUAGGUACAAAUAAAAACAAAACAGGACGUUGACUACA
This is a messenger RNA of Chondrus crispus (carragheen), 992 nucleotides long. RefSeq lists its product as hypothetical. The transcript is spliced from 2 exons. The coding region runs from base 1 to 882 and encodes 293 amino acids. Lineage: Eukaryota; Rhodophyta; Florideophyceae; Gigartinales; Gigartinaceae. The record is from RefSeq and is a predicted model, not a curated record.